UUGAUUUCAUCGUCAAGAUCAAAGUCUUUUUUUUUUCCUUUCUCGGUAAACAAACAGACAAAACAGUAACAAAAAAAAUCCUAAAAAGGGAGUCCGCGCCCUUGUUUUAAAGCAACAACUCGUUAGCCCUUGCCACCUCUCUCUUCUUUCUUGUUCUGUGUUUUAUCAUCAAUACUCUGCCUUGGAAGUUUCUUAGUUCUCCGGUUUCUGCAAACUUUUCGAAUUCAUGGGUGCUAGUCUCUCUGCUUUGUUCAUCGACGAAGAUGGUUUAUUAUCUUCGUCAUCACCCAGUUUGGGGGACUUACCAGAAAGCUGUGUGGCAUCGAUUAUUGAGUAUUUAGACCCUCCACAUAUAUGCAAGUUGGCAAAGUUGAACAGAGCAUUUAGGGCAGCUUCUUGGGCUGAUUUCGUUUGGGAAUCGAAGUUGCCACCCAAUUAUCAAAUCCUUGUUGGGAAGAUUCUGAGCUUUGCACCUGAGAAAUCGAGUAAAAGAAGCAUAUACGCAAGACUCUGCAAAGCUAAUACUUUUGAUGGUGGCACCAAGAAAGUAUGGCUGGAUAAGAGCACAGGCGGUGUUUGUAUGUCAGUAUCUUCGAAGGGCUUGCAGAUAACAGGGAUUGAUGAUCGACGAUAUUGGAAUCAUAUUCCUACCGAAGAAUCUAGGUUUGGUUCCAUUGCAUAUCUUCAGCAAAUAUGGUGGUUUGAAGUCGACGGAGAGGUGGAAUUCCCCUUUCCACCAGGGACCUAUAGCGUUUUUUUCAGACUACAGCUCGGUCGUGCCACGAAAAGUUUCGGUCGCCGGAUCUGCAACUCGAAGCACGUACAUGGUUGGGAUAUAAAACCGGUAAGGUUUCAGCUAUGGACGUCAGACGGGCAGUACGCCACAUCUCAAUGUACGGUGAGUGAUCCAGGGGAAUGGUUUCAUUACCAUGUGGGGGACUUCAACCUUGAGAAAUCGAAUUCAUGGACUAAGAUCAAAUUAUCAAUGACACAAAUUGAUUGCACACAUACAAAGGGUGGUCUUUGUUUAGACUCGGCUGUUAUAUACCCAAGUAAAUUUAAAGAAAGGCUAAAGCACAAAGGAUUUCUCAAAGUGUGAUAAACCCAUGUAGUUAGAAUUUUCUUUUUAUAGU
Hibiscus syriacus is the source of this 1133-nucleotide messenger RNA. RefSeq names its product F-box protein PP2-A12-like. Lineage: Eukaryota; Viridiplantae; Streptophyta; Magnoliopsida; Malvales; Malvaceae. The record is from RefSeq and is a predicted model, not a curated record. The transcript is spliced from 3 exons. Gene Ontology annotation, molecular function: protein binding. The coding region runs from base 227 to 1099 and encodes 290 amino acids.